Onychomys torridus (southern grasshopper mouse) is the source of this 1925-nucleotide messenger RNA. It is a transcript of the gene Rd3, whose product is annotated as retinal degeneration 3, GUCY2D regulator. Lineage: Eukaryota; Metazoa; Chordata; Mammalia; Rodentia; Cricetidae. The transcript has 3 exons. Bases 182 to 769 code for a protein of 195 amino acids. The record is from RefSeq and is a predicted model, not a curated record.
AGAAAGCACAGGAGGCCACCAGCAGUGGAGAGAGGCUGUGAGGAUGCUGUGCACCCUUCUACCUCUGCCCCUGUGCAACCGCUCAGCUUUCCACUUUCCCUAGACUGGGAAGCUGAAAGCGGGACCCCUACGGUUGUCAUUGCCCCCGAAGGAGGUGGAUCUCAGCAGGGCCUGGAGGACCAUGUCCCUCAUCCCAUGGUUCCGGUGGAAUGACACCCCACCCCGGCUGUCAUCCCGGAACCCGGCGGAGAUGGUGCUGGAGACACUGAUGAUGGAGCUGGCUGGGCAGAUGCGGGAGGUGGAGAGGCAGCAGAGGGAACGGCGCAGCGCGGUCAGGAAGAUCUGCACUGGAGUGGACUACAGCUGGCUGGCCAGCACGCCCAGGCCUACCUAUGACCUCAGCCCUGGUGAGCGGCUGCAGCUGGAGGAUGUAUGUGCCAAGAUCCACCCAUCCUACUGUGGGCCUGCCAUCCUCAGGUUCCGACAGCUGCUAGCCGAGCGGGAGCCCGAGGUGCAGGAGGUGGCGCGGCUCUUCCGCUCCGUGCUGCAGGAGGCCUUGGAGAAGACGAAGCAGGAGGAGGAAGCCCAUAAGCUGACCCGUCAGUGGAGCUUGAGGCCCCGCGGUAGCCUGUCCUCCUUCAAGAGCAGAGCACGCAUCGCGCCCUUCGCUAGUGACAUACGGACCAUCUCGGAGGACGUGGAGCGUGAUGCGCCACCGCCGCCACGUACCUGGAGCAUGCCGGAGUUCAGGGCGCCCCAGGCUGACUGACCUCCCUGGGCGGUCACCUGCAGGAGGGAAUGACAGGCCGGUGACCCAGUUGCCGGUGCUGGAGCCUCCCCACCUACCCCGCACAGGAGACCCACCAAACAGCACAGCUGAACCACCUGAGCCACCUACCCAAUUGUGCACACCAGCUUGGCUACCGGGAAGAGUCAGGACUGGAGCCCUGUUCUUCUCCAACAAGUCUCCACUUCCCAGCCUGAUGCAUACAGAAGGCCUGGUGUUGGAGCAGGCUCCUUCCCAUCUCCUACCACUGUCUGGAACAAGGAACAAGUGUCUGCCUCUUUGGCAAGGCCUGCAUUCUCAUCCCAUCUUCCAGGAUGCCCCAUUCACCCUAUCCAUUUGGGGCACCUUUUCUGGUGACCAGAUGACACUCACUGCAGGGGAGCUACAGCCUUGGGGCCCCGGGACAGCUGGAGGGGGCCACAGAGAUGGUUCAACUCACUCUUUAGCUAGUGAGUGAAAAAUGGAGUCUCCCAAGGAUCUCACUGCUUUUGCCUUAACUUUAAAUCCUCCAGUGUGGAAUUGUUCCUGCCUUUGAGUCCUAGGGCUAUGAUGGGACAGGACCAAUGGCCACAUGUCUUCUUACCUAUCCCUUACCUAACCCACCCACAUGGGUCUGGGUGGGGCCAAGGCUGCUUGCUCCCCAAGAAAAGUAGCUAGGGAUAGUUAGGAUGACCAUAACCCCCAGGAUGUCAUCCUUGGAGUGUGGCCAGUCCAGAGUCGGGACUUGGAAGCCUUCAGACCCGCUGCUGGAGCCAAGGCAUCUGAAGUCCAGGCCUUCUGUUCACACCAGCUCUCCAGCUCUCCUAGGAAGUAAAGUCACCUCUGGUGCUGAGCCAACCAGUCCCAAGUAGCGUCCUAUAGCUUCAUGCUCUAACUGACCGUGCAUGUGUGGGUCACCUGUGGAAAAUCUGGAAGGCCAGGUGCUACCACACUCUGGGGCAGAAUGGGGCUCAAGGUAGUGGGUGAGCAAAGUGUCUGUCUGUAGCUCCCAAUGCAUGUCCAGAAAACACAAGUGAACCUUAUAAUAGUCCAAAUAAAAUGAAGGGGGUGGGGAGGAAGGAGAGGAGAAUCACCAGGUAAUGCAUGGGAGGGAAAUCACCGGUAAUGCAUGUAGCCUGUGAGUGAGUGAGUGAGUGAG